GAGCGCGAGCAGCGGCUCGGGCUCCUGCUUGCCCCGGCGGUACCAUGCUGGCGCCGCUGCCUGCCCGCGCUCGGCAGGAGGAGGCUGCCCCGCGCCCGCGAGGUGCCAGCCCGGCAGGAUGGUGACAGCCUCCGCCAGCGGCAGGAGCCGGGACCGAGCGCUGCCGCCGCCGCCUCCUUCUCCGCUCCCCGCAGCCCGGGCUGCCGCUGCUGCUCCAGCCCGGCCCGGCUCCGGCAGCUGCGUGGCGGCGGCCGCGGCGCUGCUGCUGGCCGGGCUGUGCGCCCUGUGCUACGGCAACUCUCUGCGGGGCGAGUUCGUGCACGACGACGUGUGGGCGAUCGUGAACAACCCGGACGUGCGGGCGGCGGCCCCCUGGGCGGGCGUCUUCGCCAACGACUUCUGGGGCAAGGGCAUGGCCGAGAACACCAGCCACAAGUCCUACCGCCCCCUCUGCGUCCUCACCUUCAAGCUAAAUAUAUUGUUGGCUGGUAUGAACCCAUUCUAUUUCCAUGCAGUGAAUGUAAUUUUACACUGUAUGGUGACUCUUGUCCUGAUGUAUACGUGUGACAAAGCUGUAUUCAAGGAUGGUCGACUGGCGUUUGUCACGGCUCUCUUCUUUGCUGUGCAUCCUAUUCACAGUGAGGCUGUAACAGGUAUUGUAGGCAGAGCAGAUGUCUUAGCUUGUCUACUGUUUCUGUUGGCUUUUCUCUCCUAUAAUAGGAGUGUGGAUCAUUUUUAUGUUGGGGAACAUUUCCCUCCCACUGCCUCUCCAUUCUUCUUGCUGCUUAGUUUAUUUCUUGGGACCUGUGCAAUGCUGGUGAAGGAAACUGGAGUCACUGUGUUUGGUGUGUGCUUGGUUUAUGACUUGCUUUUCCUGUCUUACAAUAGACUUAGACUGAGAAAUGGAGGGGUGCAUCAGAGGUUUGCACGGCAGCCUGUGGCUUCUCCAUCUGCUUCGCUGCAGAUUCCUCCAUCCAGCAGGGAGAAUGGGAAGCACCGGUUUGCUCACAAAGGGACCUGGAACUCAUGCCACCCAGCAUCACCUGAAGAGCAACGGAGCAGCAGCCUUUCUGUCUCAAACAAAGCCAUGUGGGCUAUUCUUAGCUACCUGACUGCAAGUAACAACCAGAAUUUCUUGUAUACUGCAAGGCCAUUUUUGAAGAGGGCUGCUUUAGUAAUAAGUUAUGUGAUUCUUGUUUUAUAUUUCCGUUUCUGGAUAAUGGGAGGUUCCAUGCCAAUGUUUUCAGAACAGGACAAUCCAGCUUCAUUCUCACCUUACUUACUUACAAGAUUUCUAACUUAUUCGUACCUCCUGGCCUUCAAUUCCUGGCUUCUGCUAGCACCAAUUACUCUGUGCUAUGACUGGCAGGUUGGGAGUAUUCCUUUAAUUGAGUCGAUAUGGGAUGUGAGAAAUUUAGCUACAGUUCUCCUGGUGGUGGUUAUGAUAUUACUCAGCUUACAUUGCAUAACAGCAUUCAAGAAACUGGAACAUAGAGAAGUUUUAGUUGGCUUGUUGUUCCUGGUUUUCCCAUUUAUCCCAGCCAGCAACCUCUUCUUCAGGGUGGGGUUUGUGGUGGCAGAGCGAGUCCUUUACAUGCCAAGUAUGGGGUACUGUAUCCUUUUUGUCCAUGGUUUGAAAAAGCUCUGUGCCUGGUUAAAUAGAUGGGGAGCUACUGCCCUGAGCCUCUCUGCUUUGCUGCUGCUGCUGCUGUUCUCUUGGAAAACUGUGAAACAGAAUGAAAUCUGGUUGUCAAGAGAAUCCCUCUUCAGCUCAGGUGUGCAGACUCUGCCCCAUAAUGCCAAGGUGCACUACAACUAUGCCAAUUUUCUGAAAGACCAGGGUCGUAACAGUGAAGCCAUCUAUCACUACAAAACUGCCCUCAAAUUGUAUCCUCGUCAUGCGAGUGCCCUGAACAACCUCGGCACGUUGACCAAAGACUUGGUGGAAGCAAAAGAAUACUACAGAAGAGCUCUUCAGUUAAACCCACAGCAUAAUCGAGCUCUCUUCAAUCUUGGAAAUCUGCUCAAGUCCCAAGAGAAGAAAGAGGAAGCUGUGUUCUUAUUGAGAGAUUCCAUUAAAUAUGGUCCAGAGUUUGCAGAUGCUUACUCAAGCCUUGCUUCCCUGUUGGCUGAACAGGAACAAUUUAAAGAAGCCCAGGAAGUUUAUCAGGCUGGGAUAGAGAAUUGUCCAGAGAGCUCUGAUCUGCAUAAUAACUAUGGUGUUUUCUUAGUUGAUUCCGGGGCUCCUGAGAGAGCAGUAUCCCACUACCAACAGGCCAUCUGGCUCAGCCCAAACCAUUACGUGGCCAUGGUGAACCUGGGCAGGCUCUACCGCUCUCUGGGGCAGAACAAACAGGCUGAAGCUUGGUACAAACGAGCAUUGAAAGUAUCGCGGAAGGCGGAAAUUCUGUCCCCACUGGGAGCUCUCUACUAUAACACGGGGCGGUAUGAAGAAGCUUUACAGGUUUACAGGGAAGCCGCAGCACUGCAGCCUUCAAACAGGGAGAUUCGACUGGCCCUGGCACAGGUUUUAGCAAUGAUGGGACAAACAAAGGAAGCUGAAAAAAUGACUAACCAUAUUGUGACAGAAGAGGCCAAGUGCCUAGAAUGCUACCGCCUUUUAUCAGCAAUCUACAGCAAGCAGGAGCAUUACAGCAAGGCCCUUGAAGCUAUAGAUAAAGCUCUGCAGCUAAAACCAAAGGAUCCAAAAGUCAUAUCGGAGCUCUUUUUUACUAAGGGAAAUCAGCUGAGAGAACAAAACCUUCUUGACAAGGCUUUUGAGAGCUAUAAAGUGGCUGUGGAACUGAAUCCAGAUCAAGCUCAGGCAUGGAUGAACAUGGGAGGGAUUAAGCAUAUCAAGGGAGACUACAUCAAUGCACGUAGCUAUUACGAGAAGGCUUUACAGCUGGUUCCAAACAGCAAGCUGCUGAAGGAGAAUCUGGCUAAACUGGAUCGCUUAGAGAAACGAUUGCAGGAAGUCCAGGAGAAAGAUCAGACGUAGCUGGUGGAAGGAGCAUCGUGCCCCUUGCAGAAGAAAGAGAAGUGGAAGCCCAUUGGCAGAAGUGACACAGAAGGAGCUGUGAUGUGACUAAGAGUUAAGGAGGGCAAAUUUGGGGGGCACAUUUGUGCAUCACCAAAGUUGCUGGAGACCCUUCAUUUCUAUAGGGUAUGCUGAAGAAUGAGUGAAAACCCUGUUUUAAUCAAGACUUCUGUUUGGGUUAGAUGCAUAUCACUGCCAUGAGUGCUGUAAGUGGGAGAUGCACCUUUGAUGUCCUGGUCUCUCACUUCCCAAGCUGGGUGGGCAGUAGAGUCAAAGUUCUCAUCCACUGGCAAGGGAUGGAGCAGUGCCUCUUGUUAGUCAACAUUCACCCACUUAAGGAGUACUGUUAAUGGUCUCUAAAACAUUCCCCAUAAAGUCCUCCUCAGCCAGGACGAUGGUGACAAUUAUCAGCAGAGAGCAUCAAAAGUCGUUACAGGGUUAAAGCUGGGAGAAAUGGUGGCCAUUUUUAGGUCUCCAACAAUGACUGGAAAAUGACCCCAAGGAAAUGGAGAAUUAUGUCUGGACAUGGCUGUCUCUGAAAGUGAUGAUUCUCUAACUAGGGCUGUUUUUGAGGAAGAACCUCAGUUGAAUGUUUUACUCGGAAGAUAAUCAUUUUUGUAACUAUUCAAAUUCAUGAUAUCACAGAAUUGUCUGAAAUCACAUGACUUUUUUCGCCCAAUCAGAAUUAUAAUUUCUAUGAAGAAAUUGGAACUGUCCAAUCGAAAUGUGGAAUUCUUUAAUGGGUCCACCUCCCUCCCCCCCUUCCUCUCCCCCCACAAAAAAAUCUAUAUUUUUAAAUAUUGAGUGGAAAGGCAAUUUGCUUCAGAAUAUGGACAUUUAUUUUUGAGUGUUAUUUAUUUUUAACUUAUAAAAUGUUUAAUAUAUUUUACUCUGUUUAUAAGAGUUGGACAACAUCCCUCACAGUUAGCAAUGUGGCCUGUGAUUGUUGCUUUUAUUGUAUAAAGUUAGAAAAUACGGCACCACAAGGCUGUGUUUGAAUAAUUCUCCCUGCUGAUAUUUCUAAAGCAAUUGGAUGUUGGACCAAAUUUUCAUUACAGCAGUGCCACACCCAUUGAUAUGUAGGGUUGCACCAGUUCAGCUGAGAUGAGUAUUUGAUCUGUUGUUAUAGUUGAGAUAGCUGAGAAGGUUAGAUGAGGCAGUGUAGUGAUAUCCUGCCCUUUCACUCUGGACAGCAGCUCAUCUCACAAGUUUCUUGUUUUCAUCUUAGCCCCCAUCAUGAAACCAUCAUACAGUUUGUUUCAGCCUGAUUGCCAUGUCUUUGCUGAAGAGAAGCCCAGGUCAUGGAAUUAAUAGCGGGUGGUUCACGUUGGGACAGAAGAUACAGCUCGGUCAGGGAAAUCUUGCAUGGCAAUGGCACAUGGCUUUAACCAGUGCUAAUAGGGUGUCACUAUCAUGAGCUCUAAAUGCACUCAGGAGUAAAUUAAAGAAGUUUCCAUAGUUAAGCAUAGUCAUGUGAUGAUGUGGGUCUGUCUGCUUUAUUUAGAAGGUUUGAUUUUGUAGGUAAAAUCACUUUUUGUAGGUAAAAUCACAGACAUGAAAUAAGAGUUUAGAAAUCAACAGAGUACCACCCAAGCACAGGGCGGGUUCAGUGGAUCCAAUGGCAGGACUGAAGCAUAACCACAUAGGGUUCUGUUCAGUACCGAGGUGAUGCUGAAGAGUAUUAAUUUGGCUCUUGCACAUAGCCAGGUGAUUCUUUUUUGAGUUCUUGCUCAUGUAUGUUCCACUUUGGAUUUUUCCCUCAGUGGUAUCUGUCGGGCCAGCUCGAGUGCCCUUUGGUGCCACACCCUCUCAGUUCCUUCUUACCACUCACAAUGCUUGCUGGAACAACUCCUCUUGCUUUGGCAAGGCAUUUUUCAAUGGUUUCUUCUCUGUAUCCUUGUUUAUUAGUCUUAGUAUAGUUGUAGUGUAAAUAAUACUAAUGUAGAUAGUUAUAAGCGCUCCUUUAUCAUUGAGGGGCUCCCUUUGCCACAGGGCAUGCCCCUGUCCUUGGGCUUCAAAUCUUGUGUCUCCUGUGGCAAGCCUAUGCCUCUGAGAAACCCACACUCCAGUUGUCUGAAGUGUCUGGGAGAGGCUCAGAUAAGAGAUUUGUCAGAACUUUAAGCCUUGUAUGAAAAAAGACAGGCUAGACUGAGGACUAUGCUAAUGGAAGCUGCUCUAAGACCGGCUUUGGAGCCAAGCUGCUCAGAUUCAGCACUAACCACUUUGGCCUUGGUGCUGUGUGUAUCCUGGCUACAUUCUUCAUCUUCAGUGUCAAGGAAGAAAUAUAAAAAGCAAAGCUCCAAGAGAGGGUGUUUGCCAGUGCCAAAGAAAGGCAAGCAAGGGGAAGGCAGUGGAGUGUGACCCAGGUCGGGCCGCUCCUCCACCCCCGGGUCCAUGACAGAACCAUCAACUCUGCACAGAACGUUGAGUCUAAUACGGGACUCUCUGCCGACACCAAGAAGUCAUUAUGGCACCAGCAGAAUCACAGUGCCUUCAACUCAGGAGGCCUUUGCAGCGGCCAGGGACUUAUCAUUCCCAGUACCGUUGACUCUGAUGGGACAACCACUGGCAACCAAAUGAGCAUGAGCCAUAAAAAGCAUGGUGAUCUGAGCUCCUUCCCAACACCAGGACCUUCCGUACCUUCCAUGGGCAAACUGACCGUGUUUUCUUCUACAAGGUCAUCCCUAUCCAGCACUGGUCCCUAGAUACUCGACUCUGAUUGACAGAAGUGAGGGGUACCACUUUCCCAUGGUCACCUUGGCAGGACUCUUUGUCUGAGUUCAAGGUGGAGCCCUACACCCAUCCCAAAAACCACCACUGGUAUCCGUCUUACAUGCCACCAGAUCCUGGUGCGGGUCCCCUCGCUGGUGCCUGGUCAGGUGGACAAUGGCCUAGGCAGUGGCCAUUCUGGAACCCGUGGAGGGCUUACCCUGGUACCGGGUCCGUCAUCCCACUCGUCAUAGUCAGUUGCUUCUGAAAGGAGGGCCCCUGCACCGCUCCACUCAGCACUGGACCCUGAGUCCAGUACCGAAUGUGGUAUCGGUACACAGGAUGUGGGCCCCAUGUAGGUAAUUGAGGCUGAAGAAGAGGAAGAAGCCCCCUCACCCCCAGUACAGGCCUCUUCCUCCUCUACCCAGAUGAGCGGCUUGCUGCCAUGUGAUGACUUUAGAGCCCAUCAGAAGCUUCUAAAGAGGAUAGCAGCUAACCUGGGGCUAAGAAUCGAGGAGUUCAAGGAAUUGUCCCACAGCCUCAUUGACAUUCUGGCUGCAGCAGCACCAUCUCAGGUGGUCCUACCCAUUAAUGAGGCUGUAUUAGGUUGAUCAGAGUCCUGUGCAGACCCCAUCUUCUCUCCCUCCCACUUCAGAGCGGGCAUAGAAUAAAUACUCUUUGCCAGCCAAAUUGUACGGGUACUUAUACUUUCUCACACACUCUUUCUGGGUCCCUAGUUUUAUUGGCGGCCAACAAGAGGAAUAGACAGGGCCAAGCAAGUGCUACCCCCAAACAGAAGGACACUCAGAAACCAGAUCUGUUGGAAGAAAAAUAUAUUCAAACCAGCAAACCACUUGGACUCCUUGUCCACAUUUAAAGACUCCAUGCCUCAGGACUUAAGGCAGGAAUUCUCUGCCUUCUUAGAAGAGGGAAAGAACAUUGUCAGAGCCUCACUCCAGCCAGCACUGGAUGCAGCCAGCAUGGCGGCUGGGACAAUGACCUUUGCAAUGGCCAUGAGGCAAUGCUCUUGGCUGCAGUCCUUGAGGCUACCUCAGGAGGUCCAACAGUCAAUUCAGGAUCUCCCUUUCAAAGGCUUCUUGUUUUUUUCAGGGUAAAUGGACACAAAGCUCCAUGACCUGAAUGACUCAAGGGCUAUCCUCCGGUCGCAGGGCCUCUAUGUUCCAUCUACUUCAAGAAAGCAUUUCAGGCCUCAACAGUCAGCCCACUUUUUUAUUCCACCAUCAAGAUACAGGACGUGUUCAAAUGAAGGAACAGAGGUUACAAGUGCCAUCAACUGCUUUUAUUCAUUUCAACCUCAAUACCAAGGUUGCAUAGGUACUCCAGUUGGCCCAAGCAGGCCUUUUGAAGGAGUGCCCGAGGGCACUAUACCAGUUCCCGCUUCGGAUCCUUUCUACGCUUUGUUUUUGGACUGACUUUCCAACUUCAGCCCAGCGUGGUCCCACAUCACAUCAGACCAGUGGAUGUUAAAUACAUUGGUGUAUGGUUAUACCCUUCAGUUUUCAUCCACCGUUCAUUCCCACCCCCUAUCCUGUCCCUCUUCAGGGACCAUUCUCACAAGCAACUCCUAGACCAGGAGGUGCAGAUCCUCCUACGGAUGAGGGCUGUGGAAAAGGUACCUCAAAAGUUGAGAGGGAAAGGGUUUUACUCCCAAUAUUUGUUAAGGCCAAAGGAGGCCUUCAUCCCAUCCUGGACCUGCAUCGCCUCAACAAUUAUCUCAAGAAACUGAGGUUCCACAUGGUCUGCCUGGUCUCCAUCAUCCCCUUCUUGGAUUUAGGGGACUGUUAUGCUCCCCUCAACUUAAAAAAGAUGCUUACUUUCACAUUUCCUUCUUCCUUGGCCUCAGAAAAUUCCUCAGGUGCAUAUUUAGGCCAUUUGAUCAAGAGGUUCCCAAUAUAUGUCCUUCCCCUGCAUUAUGAGCUUCUUUUAAUUUUCAUAGUACUCUAAAAUCCACGUUUAAUGAGAUUAUCUAAAAUAUUGGUACGCCACAACAGGGGCAGUGGUGCAAGUUUGGAGUAAUUUGGUUCAGGCGUUACUCAGAUACUGUCUCCUUUCCCCCCAAUAAGAAGAUUUUAAUAUUCCAGUUGCUCUAAAACUGACAUGCAUAGUGAGAUUACCUUGAACAAUGGUAUUCCACAACUGAAACUGAGGUAGAGGGGAACUCCCAUUGAGAGGAAUGAGUCCUUUUACACCACCCAGAGCUAUUGUGUUAGACUGUUCAUCUCUUUGGAGAAUCCUAAUUCAUCUUAGUAUACCCCACUGAGGUGAAUGGUCCAUUCCACACAUGAACAGUACUCUUGUACUGCAGAGGGCUGUGCAGAGCCCCUUCCUUUACACUAGCUCCCUGAAGUAGAUACAAAGUCUGGGGCUCCCUGCUGUUCCUCUUGCUGCCUCCAGCUGGUAGAUGUGCUCCUCACAGCCCAUCAGUUACCACCCUCCUUUCUUCCCAUGUCCCUUCCAGCCCUACUGGGGGCAUGGUGGGGCCAGGAGAGCUGGCAGCUAAAGUGGCAGAUUAUUCCCCUCCCACAGGUGCCCUCCAAUCAUACCCCCUCACUAACACGUCUUCGUCAAGAAACAAGGGAAAUGAACAGCCCAAAAACAUGGUUAAUGCAGGCCUUGUUUACACUACAGUGCCUUUUGCCAGUAUAGCUAUGCCAGCUAGACUUACCCCUGCUUAGUACCCUCUUCAAUUCAAGAAGUGUGUUUCAGAUUCUUACUGGCACUGACAGUCUGAUGUGCCUUCCCUGGCUUGUCAGAGUGGGUUUACAUCUGCUGAUGAACACAGCGCCACUCAUUAGACUGCUUCCCAGGCUGGUGACCCACCUGUGGUUCAUUAAUUUUAUACCAGUAUAACUCCACUGAUUUCAUUGGCGUUGCUACAAGUGUGGAGACAAUCAAGUGAGGCACUGACUCCAAGCACCCAUGGAAAAAAAUAGUGGGGAUGGUCAGCACCCACCAACCGAUCUGUUUUUGUGGAUACAGAUUAACAUGGCUACCCGUCUGAUACUUGAUCCCACUAUACCAUCACCCAACAGACUUGAGAUGACACCAAGUUUGGGAGAGCAAUGUUACCGAAUGCAUGUCUAUGAACUCCGAGCCCGCCUCCUUGGGUACUGCUUGUGAGUCAUCUAACGUGGAAUGGACAUGAGCAAGCACUCAAAGAAGGAAAAACAGCUACUGAUCUUCCGUAACUGUUGUUCUUCGAGAUGUGUUGCUCAUGUCUGUUCCACAAUCCACCUUACUACCCCAGCACCAAAUGGUGCAAGAGCCCGCUGAGGGAAGAAUCUCUGGCAACAGUACAUGUGGUGCAUGCAAACAGCUAAUAUGGAAUGGACAUGAGUAACACAUCUCAAAGAACAACAGUUACAGAAGGUUAGUAAGCGUUGUUUUUUUUCCCCAGGAGCUCAAUCAGACUGUGGAGAUGUCCAGGGUCGUGCCUCUAACAGCUGGAUGGGACUGAUGGAGACUUUGCAUUCCUGUGCUUCUCCCUCCUGAUCAUUUUCACUUUAUAAAGUGAACAAUUCAAACCAGGGCCAAGUAAACUGCAAGUGUGUGUCUGGGUUCACAUUUGGGGACCCGUUCACACCUGGUAAUAAUAUAAUUUUGCCAUUCUAUCUCCUCUACCUGCGUUCUUGCUCAUACUUGUCUUUUAGGAACAGAUCAGCAGCAGUUCUCUUGUCACCCAUCCUUGGAUAAUUCUCCUCCCCAGCCUGGUCAUGGCUGUAGACUCAUUUAGUGACUUCUGGAUUUCCCCCAAGACAUCUUCCACUCAGUUUCCCAAGAAUUCAGUCUGACUCCAGUCUUGUCAUUCAGGUUUCCUUAUUUGGCAGCAAAGCCAUGCUGAGUUGAUCAGACUCAAGCGUAUGACAUGGGUAUAGGACAUACCACACAUCCAAUAAGUUACACAGCAAGCCUCUUCCUUUAUAUACAUUUACUCUACAUUGCAUCACACAUUUUGGGAUUGGCUUAGUCACUUUGUAGGAACCAAUCCCUGAACAAACAAGCUCUGUCCAUGUGUGACUGACUCUACCUAAUCUUCCAGGUUUAUCUUGCCCAUAGUAGAUGGUUCCCUAGGUGUUGCCCCUUAUCUUAGCUAGUACGGACAUUCUGCUUCCAUCCUGCUGUUCCAUUUACCUCCCUAAUCUUGUUUCCCAAGAAAUGAGGCCUCACCCAUGUCCAGUUACUCACGUCAUGGCAUGCCUACAUGGUGGAUUCCUAGUGAAAUUGUUAUUCUGAGGCUAUUUGCAUGAAGUAGCUACAGGCUGUCAGGCUUUCCCUGUACAAAGUCAGAGUUGGCCUGCCUGGGAGUCAGGCUCGCAAAGCCCCAUAGAAGGCUGUGCAGGCAAAGUGAGUGCUAAAGUGGUCUUUGAGGCUUACCAGUUCUCCCACGGUAGAAUUUUAGUUAGUUCAUAACAAAGUUUCAGAGCUCAGACAACAUGCAUAUACCCAUAGAAGUCCAGAGCACUUUAAACCAUUGGAAGACCAACGUUUAGUGAGAACCAUCAUUAUGUACCAUGGAGGGAGUAACUCCAUUACAGUGGGGGUAUGUGAAAGGGUUGAACAGGAAGCAUCAUACAGGUGAAGCUCUCUCCCUUUUGCUCUGCAGAACCUAAUUUCUUGGCACCAGCACCAAGGUUUCCUGUUAGAAGUGCAACUUUUCAAAGCAGAACACGGAGAUUAACCCACUCAACUCCCCUUCAAGCUCAAUCACGCCCUGAUCCUGCAGAGGGCAGAUCCUUAAAAGAAACGAUUAAGGGGGGAAAUGAUAGAGGUCUAUAAAAUCAUGACUGAUGUGGAAAGUAAAUAAGGAAGUGUUAUUUACUCUUCUCAUAACACAAAAACUAGGAGUCGCCCAAUGAAAUUAAUAGGCAGCAGGUUUAAAACAAACAAAAAGGAAGUAUUUUGUCACACAACACACAGUCAACCUGUGGAACUCCUUGCCAAAGGAUGUUGUGAAAGCUAAGACUAUAACAGGGUUCCAAAAAGAACUAGAUAAGUUCAUGGAGGAUAGGUCCAUCAAUGGCUAUUAGCCAGGAUGGACAGGGAUGGUGUCCCUAACCUCUAUUUACCAGAAGCUGGGAAUGGGUGACAGGGGAUGGAUCACUUGAUGAUUACCUGUUCUGUUCAUUCCCUCUGGGACACCUGGCAUUGGCCACUGUCAGAAGACAGGAUACUGGGCUAGAUGGACCAUUGGUCUGACCCAGUACUUCCGUUCUUAUGCCCACACAGAGACUCAUUGAAGUCACUGGGGCUCAAGAUGGGCUGUGUGGAUAACUUUAUAGAACUGGGGCCUUAGCACCCAAUCCUGUGAGGUGUUUGGCACCCUCAGUUAACUUCCACUGAGAUUGAGGAUGGUGCUCAACAUCUCAAAGGAAGGGCCCUUUGCGCAUGGCAUGCUAGGGUCCUGAGUGAGAAAGAUACUAUUGAACAGCAUCACGUACUGCACAUUGGCAGAGCUAUUGUUUAUAAAGAUGCUUAUAUCAAUGCCGCAAGCUAUCCCGUGAGCCAUAGUUUUCUGAGAUAAGUUUCCUGUAGCCCAACAGCACUUCGAGACCUAGCCGAAGACAGCUGAGAAUGCAGGCGGGAAGGUGUUAUGGGAAGGGUGGAUGGGAGAAUCUUUUGUUUUUAAAAAUAGUAUAAAAUAGACACUGAGCCUCAGAAAAGUAAGACAGACAGAAAUAAAGAAGAUACAGUCUUCAUGCCCCACGCGUGUGGCUUUAAAAUGUGACCAAUUAUAUUAUUUUUUCGAAUGGAAAAAAAUGUUUAUUUUUUUAAAGAAUACUUUGAGAGGGGAAGAGAGUUUGUUUAGCUAGAAGUUUUGUGUGUCCUUUCUGGCUGGCCUAAUAGGAGGGCUGAAUCAUUAUCACAAGAGCAUUCAAUCAAGGCCAUCCCAUCCUGCUAAAACUUGUACUUGUGUAAAUGUAGAAGAGAUUUCUCAUGUCCCUCCCUGAUCCAGGAAAAGAUGUUGGCUCUGACCAACAGGAGACAUGCAGUACUGUUACAAUGCUAGCUUCUCAGAUGGGCAACCCAGGGAAACCAGCCCAGCAUGAGAUGGUUGGUUUGGCUAGAGGGCAUGUUUGUGCUCAUUGUAUUGUCAUCGCUGCCUGUCUUUGGUCUUGUAAAUUUCAGUUGCCUGCCAACACGCAAGAAUGUACAUUUGGCUGGCAACAUGUUGAUAUGCAAAGCGGUUUAACCCCAGCCUAUCACAGCUAUGAAAGGUUGUAUCAUAAAACAAGUUUAAGGCAACUUUUGAGAGAGGAGGAGCUCAUUUAAAUAAUCCCUCUUUCCCUAACCAGCACUUUAUGGCCCAAACCCAUGCCAAAUAAUAAUGUAGAAACUGUGUAUUCUGUAUCCUGUCACAGUUCUUGGGGAAUUGACUAAAGCCCUGAUGCUGCAAAGCAGUUAAACAUGUGUAGUUCUAAGCCCACGAAUAAUUCUAUUGGCUUCAAUGAGACUACUUCCAUAAAGUGCUUUGCUGGAUCAAGGCAUGUAUCUUCAUCAAGACAUUACUGUAGGUAAGGAACGAUAAUGGCCCAAUAAUAUGCAAUAGGUUACCUCAGCCAAAAGGAAAUUUUACUGUGAAGAAAAAUAGAGCAAGUUAACCUGUGAUGAAAUGGAUCUUACUCGAAUUAAUGGUUGAAAACAUCCUCUCCUUUUGGUUUUAUAUAGUUCAUAAAAUAAACUAUGAAUACUUUGGUUUAUGCCUACUGCAGUACUCAGCAUGCUAACUACAAAUUAUAAUGCAUAUUUUGCUGAAAACCUUAACAGGUGGUGGCUAGCUCUUUCCCUUAUGAAGUAGCAUUAUCUAAACACACCUCUAAAGAUGCACAUCAGCUUAAUCCAAAGUGGAGAAUUAACCCAGAGCUGGAAAGAUAGGACAUUUGUGCUAACUACAUUUCAAUCUCAAAUGGCAAACUAAAAAGCUGUCAUUCUGUUUUGUUGGGAGGGGAGAGGGGUUGGUUGUAUUUUCUCACUCAGAAUAAUGUUCUGAACUAAUGGGUCUUUUGGAAGUUUGGGGUUUUUUUAGUACAUUUUACUUAUUUAAAAUCCAACACUCUUUGCUCCUCCCCUACUGCCAUCUCUCAAAAAAAAGGAUUUAGGAAGGACAUUUUUAUAUUUCACAUGGACAUUUUGGGCUAGAUUUUUAUAAAAAUGUGUAAGCAAGUCAUUUUGACCAAGCAGCACAUAUGUGCAUCAGAUAAAAUGACUUUCAUUUCAGACUGAAAUAGACCACAAAUAAAAGAUGAGAGAGCGAGGGAACACACAGAAAGUCAUGCCUGCUCUCAUGCAUAUAAACUCUUAACGUUCAGAGAUUCUGAGCACCUGCAACUCUACCUAAAAUGAACAGGAACUGUAGCUGCUCAGCACCUUUGAAAAUCAGGCCAAUACUGCGUAAACUAUUUUUCUCGUGAUUUAAGACACAGGUUUUAGUUACUAGCUCUUACUUUGAGCUGUUCUGUAUAUGCUCCAUAAGCCCGUGGUUCAGCAAAGCACUUAGUGCAUGCCUAAAUUCUAUUGAAGUCAAUGUGUGUUUCCACCUGCUUGAAAUUUCUGUGCGUUUUAUUACACACCCUAUUCCUGCUUUUCACAUGUGAAGAUGACAGCCUUUUGAAAAUCUAGCCCUAAGGGAUUUUUGCUUUAUGGGGACUCAUGCAGUAGUUUUAUAAUGUAGGAGUUUUCUUUCAUGUCCACUUCAACAGAGCAGCAAAAAGAAAAAUUGCUUGGUCUACAAUAGUGUUUUAACAUGGCAAAGCUGCUUAAGGUGACCUUUAUAACUUUUUGCAAAACUUCCUUGCCAUGUUUAUACUGACUUGCUGAAAAAUUCUUUCUUCUGGGAAAUUUGCCCUGGCAGCAUCUUCUGCGAAAGUUACAGCUUCUACAAAUUUAUUACUAUAGAAAUAUCUUUGCCUGAAAUGGCUGUCAUGCUGCUUUCUCCUUCUGUCAUGUGGGAGUUAUUUGCAUUGACUGUUGUUCUUAUGAUUCUUGUUUCCGUACCUUUGUUUGUAUCAAUUAUGCAUAUCUUAUUUUUUAAAAGCCCACCAAUUAGAAAUGUUGAAAAAUUAAAUUCACACUUUUAAGCAGCUGGAUGUAUGUCAGCAGUACAGUAUUUUGAAAAACUUUUGCUUUGUCACUGUGGGAUACAUUUUUGCCUAAUGGAGUUAUGAUCGGAGAAGUCUUUCCAAAAGAAAAUGUAUGUAAAUGUAUAUUUUAUAUAAAAGUGAGAAAACAAA
Molecule: messenger RNA, 13998 nt
Organism: Gopherus flavomarginatus (Mexican gopher tortoise)
Lineage: Eukaryota; Metazoa; Chordata; Testudines; Testudinidae
Gene: TMTC1
Product: transmembrane O-mannosyltransferase targeting cadherins 1
Exons: 20
Coding region: 119-3001 (960 amino acids)
Biological process (GO): RNA processing; protein O-linked glycosylation via mannose
Molecular function (GO): mannosyltransferase activity; protein binding
Source: RefSeq, a predicted model, not a curated record